AUGCACAAGAUCUUAGACAACGUAGUUCCGGUUGCUCAAAAUGUACUAAGCUCUUCCGUGGUUUACAAUGCAGCUAUUGAUCCAUCAACUUCACAAGGUUCGGAAGCCGUGAUCCAAGAUGAAGCUCUUCAAAAUCAAGAGAUGUAUGAUACCAGUGUUGAAAGGCCAUUAGUUCAAUCAACCAAAAUUGCUCUGAGCACUACUACAGUUUGUGAUGCAGAUGGAUCACAGGAUUUACAACUUCAUGCAAGUGAAAAUUUACUGGUCCAGACCACAAGAUCUAUUCUGAAUGAUGGCGAAGAAAGAGAAGAAUCACAUGACUCAGAUAUUCACCUUAGUAAAAUUUUGUUCAACCAGACUAUAACUUCUAUGGUUGCAGACUACAAAGAAGAAAUUAUUUUUUCAGCUAUUGGGACUCAAGAGACGGAUGAAUGCAAGAGGAGGUUCUCAGUUCAUCAUGCUCAAAAUGUAUUGAGUCCUACCGUGGUUCAUGAUACAGAGACAAAUGAAGCUAUUGAGAAAUCCUUAAUUCGAACAACUGAAGAAGCAGAGAACCCUGCUACAAUACAAGACAUAGCUAGUGGAACACAAGAAACACAUGACACCUUCCACGCUGACCAAGAGACAGAGAGUCUUGCCAAAGCACGAGAUACAGAAGAAUCACAUGAUUCAUCUAUUGGGAGUCAAGAGAUGUGUAGCACCGUGAAAAAGCGAUCAAUUUCAGCUGCUCAAAAUAUCCCAAGCUCCACCAAGAUUCCUAACGCAGCAACAAUGCAUCCAUCACCUUCACAAGCUCCAAAACUUGCCACACCACAAAACACAGCAGUAAUAGAUCCAUCACCUUCAAAAGCUCCAGAACCUAUGACUUCAUCAAUACUAGAAUCGAAUACUUAUAAUGACUACAAGUGGUUUAGUGAUAUUCCGAAACAAAACUUGCCACAUUUGGAGGCUGGGGUGAAGCGUCAUCCUCAAGUGCUUGAUUGGUUUAAUACAAAUCGACAAAGACUAUUCGCUACCUUAUUCAUCGAAGUCACUUGCAUUUUGAGGACCACUCGGAGAUGCGACUUAACAGAGGAUGAUCAAAAUCACAUCAGAAAGUGCUGUGCUGCCUUAGAAGCAGUUGGCUUUGAUGCUUGUUGGCUUAAUUACGUGCAUGGCUGCAUCGAGAGCUGUGGUGAUGGAGAUGAACUCAUGAGAAAGCUUGAGGAGACUGAAGCCAAAGCUUCCACUCUUAGAAAUGAGUUAGCUUCUAUUGAGGCAUCCUUGCUCUCAUUGCGAGACGAGGCGAGUAGGCUUCAUAAUUUUAUUGAGCCAUGA
This is a messenger RNA of Neltuma alba, 1317 nucleotides long. RefSeq lists its product as uncharacterized. The record is from RefSeq and is a predicted model, not a curated record. The transcript is spliced from 11 exons. NCBI's taxonomy places the organism in Eukaryota, Viridiplantae, Streptophyta, Magnoliopsida, Fabales, Fabaceae. The coding region runs from base 1 to 1317 and encodes 438 amino acids.